AUGUCAACCGGUGAUGCGACGGAGUCCGCCCCUUCAUCAAGGGCGUCGUCAGGGGAACCUGAGGCAAACAAUAGUAUUGGGAAGGCAGCAAGUUCAUCAAAGAAAUCAAGCAAAACAUCCAAGCCUCGGUUAACUGCUUCUCAAAAGAACUUCAACCAUAAGGAUGCCGAAAACAAAAGACGCACAGCCAUUCGAGAACGUUUCACUGAGCUGUCUCACAUGGUUCCUGGAGCUAUGGGUCAAGAGAAAAGUGAGCAAGUCAUGUUGAACAAGACAACAGAGUACCUCAAGCAGAUGCUCGAAGAGCAGCGAAGAUUGGAGGCCAUGGCAGAUCGGCAGGGAAUUCCAAUUGAUGAUGCCGGGCGAUUGAGGGAUGACGAUUUGGGAGGUCCAACUUGGCAGCCAAGGAACAUGGAGCACUACGAGGCUAGCAAGCAGAAGAGAGGCGAUGGUAGUGAGCAGAAUGCUGAUGAUGACAAUGAUUGA
This is a messenger RNA of Exophiala xenobiotica, 486 nucleotides long. RefSeq lists its product as uncharacterized. Lineage: Eukaryota; Fungi; Ascomycota; Eurotiomycetes; Chaetothyriales; Herpotrichiellaceae. The transcript has a single exon. Gene Ontology annotation, molecular function: DNA-binding transcription factor activity, RNA polymerase II-specific; RNA polymerase II cis-regulatory region sequence-specific DNA binding; protein dimerization activity. Gene Ontology annotation, biological process: regulation of transcription by RNA polymerase II. The coding region runs from base 1 to 486 and encodes 161 amino acids. The record is from RefSeq and is a predicted model, not a curated record.